Molecule: messenger RNA, 655 nt
Organism: Zymoseptoria tritici IPO323
Lineage: Eukaryota; Fungi; Ascomycota; Dothideomycetes; Mycosphaerellales; Mycosphaerellaceae
Exons: 1
Coding region: 89-655 (188 amino acids)
Molecular function (GO): ubiquitin binding
Source: RefSeq, a predicted model, not a curated record
UGCACCUCCAAUCGUCUCACCGCGCCGAUCACCACUGUCUCGUGCCCAACUUCCACCCCGAUUCGCCUGUCGCUACCCUCAAUCCGCGAUGGCGCACGAUGGCCAGACAUCAAUCAACAUCCCUCAACUCCUCGCAGUCGCAGUGGUUGGCUUUCUCGCCAUCCGAUGGUUUAUGAGCAAACCCAACGGUCCCGGAUCCGGCGCUACAUCUAGUCCAUCCGCACGGCGCAACGAAGUCGACAUCAACAAAGUCAAUCAAGUCUCCGCCGUCUUUCCACAACUCGACCGAAGAAGCAUAGCGUGGGACCUCCAACGGAACGGCGGCAAUGUCGGUGCGACGACAGAACGAGUACUAGGAGGAAGAGGAUUAGAAACACCACCACCUUCGUUCCAGCCAAACCUCCCAUCACCAGCAGAAGCACAAAGUAGUGCAUCAGGCGGCCCUAAGAGACCGACAGCCACACAACCAGAUCUGAUCACGAGGUAUAAUCUACAGUCAAGGGUAAAUGGGAAGGGGAAGGAGCCUGUGCCUAGUGAGGAGCAGAAGCGGAAUGCAUGGAGUUCGGAUAAGAAUGCUCGUGCGGAGGCUUUGAAGAAGCGGAGGGAGGAGAUGGUGCUGGCAGCACGGAGGAAGAUGCAAGAGAAGGAGGCAUAG